GUAUUUUCGCGAGGGUACGGUAUAUAUAAUUAUUUUAUGACAAUAUAAAGCCAGCCAGCUAGCUCUAGCUAGGCUAGCUCUACACAAUGGCUGCAGGUUACUCAACUGAAAGGUUUUUUUUGGCUCACCUCAAAGAUUUUGAAGAUUAUCUGAACAUUGAUGAGGUGAUUCCCUUACUAAGCAAGCAAUUACUGACUCUAGAUGAGAUGGAAACACUAGACUCACUUUCAACCCGAAAGAAGAAAAUUAAACACCUUGUUAAAAUUAUGUGCAUAAAAGGAGAUCGAGCUCCCUUCUUGUUCAUCGAGUGUGUUCGAAAUGCAAAGGAGCACUUUCCCCAUCCUGAACUAGCGGAUAAAAUGGAGAAAUGGCUUCAAGAUCGUCCAGCACACACGCCCCCUAUUCGUUCAGCAUUUGCUCAGAAUCAGGCACUAGCAACGAACAAUUCGCAACCUAGUAAUUACAAUGUCCCCCAAGUCGUGAGGACAAACCCUGUACCAGCUGUUAGUAGUGAUGAACAGGACAGCACAAAUGCACAAGAUGUUUCGACAGUUGAUACCAUAUCAAACCACACUGCGUCGACUGAUAUAAUGGUCGAGCAAACUCUACAAGUACCGAUUGAAGAACAAAUAUCAGCCAGUAGCCUCCCUCAAGUAAUCGAUGCCGUUCCCCAUGGCCUAGGGGUGAAUACUGCAGAAACCGUCAGUUCUCGUCAGCAGGACAACACAAAUCCAAACUCAUUACAGGGAUCAACAGUUAGUACCUUUGAAUCUCAAUUCGAACAGGGACUUUUGCCACUAACAAUGGCGGAGCAAACUCCAUGUUUAGUGCGACAAACGCAAGUAACAAUUGAUGAACAAAUAUCAGCCAGUAGCCUCCCUCAAGUGAUCAAUGUUCCCUAUGGCUUAAAGGCGAAUAAUGCAGUAACUGUCAGUACAAGUCAUCAAAAUCCGACCGAUACCAUAGAGAGUAGUCUAUCAAACUUCGAAUCUCGAUUUGAACAGAACAUUUUGUUAGGAACAAUGGCAGAGGAAACUCCACGUUUGGUGCAGCAAGCACAGGUUCCAAUUCAAGAGCAGACCACAAACUCAUUGCUUUAUCAGAACAGUCCAUCUAGUUUUGCCGAUGAUCUCCCCUCCCCAUUGAAUCAAGUUGCACCAGAUUAUGCACACUUGGUGCAGAGAAUAUCUUCUUAUAUGGCGAGAAAUGAUGUUUCAAUUGACAGCGUCAUUGUUGAACUAAACAGGAUUCUUCAUGAUGGUCACAUGGGCAUUACUAUUCAGCAGGAAGAAGUGAGGGAUUUUGGCUCUCUGUGUGUGCAUAUUCGUCAGCUUGGAUUGUGCCACGAAUCAGACAUUGACUUACUCUGUAGGCUUCUCCAUGUAUUGGGACUACAGGAAUUGCACUCUCUUGCUCUCGAGUAUGCCGAUCAUAUCAUGAGCAAUCAAGCUCUAACCUGCCAGUACAACUCCACAUCUACCCAAACUCACCAUCUCCUCUUGACAUUACAUAGCAACCCUGAUAUGACUCUUGGAGAGGCGUUCGUGGUUAAAGAUAUGAUUGCUGGAGUUCUCUCGAUUCAGAGACACACCUUUAGUCUUGCUUCCACCCGACAUGGCUCCAUUGUCUUAGUAUGGAAGAUACUUGCUGCCUUUCUGAAGCAGUCACUUAGUGUAUUCGGUGUAGACGAAAUUAGGACGAGACUCGAUUCAGAUCCCACACUGAGUUCUAUCAAACUGGAGUAUAUGGAAGGAAGCCAGGUGCGUAUCGAGGAGGUGUACAGCAAGAGGAGAAUGAUUUGCGAUCGAAGUAUUUCCUCAAGUACGGAGCAGAUGGACGAAGAGGAAGGACCUUCGUCAACUUUUGGAGUUAAAAGAGGGGCUCAAUCUGACGUCACCAUGCCAACAGAUCUUCAACCUCCCCCUCUCCGCCGGCCUAGACCUGACAGAUCACAUGACAUGCUAAUAGGUUCUAGAACGGAAGAAAGCGAUCGCUUACCAGAACAACCAAGCACCACCUCUCAAUCUAACCUACAAUUUCGUCAGCCCCCACACGAAUUUGGCCGGCAAUACAUACCUCCGUCAGGUGAUGAUCAAAGUCGUUAUUCAUCACCCUUAGUACGUUCUAGUUCCACUCGCUCAGAACGACAUUCAACAGAUGAAUCUCCUCUUCAAGUGCUCAUUAAAACUUUGAGAACCUCUUACGCAGAUGAAAAGUUCUUCAACAAAUCUGCUGGUAUUAACAAAGGAACUAUCAAAUUUAUUAAUCUAGCACUCGUCAAGAAGAAAGGAAUAAGUGCUGCAGACGCAGAGAAUGAUGAAUUUCUGCAAAGUACAUUACACGGCUCUGUGGAUGACAUCAUCAAAAAGAAAAAGGAAGACAUUAAGUUGCAAGGAAUUUUCACUUACGGUAAAGAAGGAUCGAGGAAGCUCGUACUAGUCGAAGGGGCUCCUGGUGUUGGAAAGACAAUGCUUGCCCUACACAUAUGUCAGCUAUGGGCCAAUAAAGAUCUGCUAGAUGAAUACGAUAUGGUGCUCUUGGUAACCCUCAGAAGAUUCCAGCGAAAACCGUUAGUGAAGUUGAGUGAUCUGCUCAUAUACCUGCAAGGCUCUCUUCUUGAUGAGGCUACCGAAGAGUUAUUGAGAUCUCAAGGGGAAAGAACUUUGUUCAUUCUCGAAGGCUGGGACGAGUUGCCUCCUACGUUACGUGAAGAAGGUUCAUUCUUUUUUGACAUUGUCGAGGGCAAUAUUUUACCGAAAGCAUCUGUACUUGUAACCUCUCGUCCCACAGUGACCUCUGACCUCUAUGAAUACAUGGAUGAACGACAUAUCGAGGUAUUGGGCUUCAGCACUAAGGAAAUCACACAGUACGUACAACUUCAUGGCGGGGAUAUGUCUGAAACUGUUCUUAGCCAUCUCAACAAGUUUCCGAACCUCAAAGCGUUGGCCCACAUCCCGCUCACUCUUUCCAUUAUCUGCCACGUGGCUCGAAAAGAUUCAGCUUUGCCGCAUACCCUCACAGAGCUUUAUCGUCAGCACAUCUGCAACACUCUUUUCCUAACCUUAAAGAGGCACAUAACGUUCAAGUCCCUCUCUGGAGUUUCUUGCUUGGAAGAACUACCGGUCGAAGUUAGAAGCGUGAUCAAUUCCCUCUGUACUUUGGCUCUGGACGGCUUCAAAGAAAAGAAGUUUGUGUACACCAAAGAAGAUUUGCAGAGAGUUGGUCUCAAACCAAAUGCCUUUGACGGCUACGGCCUAUUGAAUGCACCUGUUAUGACUGUUGCAGCAGGAUUCGAGCAGAUUUAUCAGUUCAAUCAUCUCUCAAUUCAAGAGUUUCUCGCAGCCUAUGGAAUUCAACAUCUGGUUAAUGAUCAACGAGUUUCCCUUCUCAGAGAGUUCCGAAAUGACAAGCAGUUUCAAAACAUUUGGAAAUUUUUCUCGGGGAUUACAAGACUCGAGAAUGAAUAUUUCAAAGAAUUAAUCAUAUCUGGAACUGGGAAGGCCAAUCGAGAUCAAAUCUUUCUUUUACACUGUUUGUACGAAGCCGACAACCCUGCUAUCAGCAAGAAAGCUGCAGAAAAGAUGUUCUAUGUUCUAAACCUCGGUAAUAUGCUUCUCAACACAACCGACUGUCUCUGUGCUGCUCACAUGAUCACAUCGGCCGGGGGGGAUUGGCAGGUCGAGUUGAGGGGGUGCAAUAUGGGGGACGAUGGACUGAGGAUAUUCAAGACGUCUCUUUUGACCCACAUUGAGGCCCAUGGAGUACUCGGAUUCACCAUCAAGAGAUUGGAUUUGACUCAGAACCGGAUACGAGCCGUGUCUGUUUGCCACCUAGCGGACAUGAUCAACAGCAAGAUGCAGUUACACUCACUCAUAUUGUCGUCCAAUCCGUUUGGAGACGAGGGCAUGAGGACUCUAACAAGAGCUCUUAAGCAGUCGCAUGCAACAACCAAAUCACUUCAUUUCUCAAGCUGUGAGCUGACUAAAGAUGGUGCUUUUGAACUAGCUGAUGUCUUGAGAGCAAACAGCACAAUAGAAGAACUCUACAUCGGAUUUGAACAAUUUGGUUGCCAUGGUGUUACGAGGAUAGCGCAGGCACUAGACAACAGAUACAACAAGGCUCUCACUGAAUUAUCACUGACGAAAACAGAUAUGACUUCAGUCGGUCUUACUGCUCUAGCCCAAAUGGCUCCCGUCAACCAAACUCUUGAAGUACUAAGACUUGAUCGGAAUGAUUUGGGAGCUAAUGACUGUCAUCUGGUGGCUACUAUUAUUGAGAAGAGCAGCAGCCUUAUUCUGAUAGAUUUGUCAAAGAAUCCAAUUGGAGAUGUUGGUUUUGUACGAGUACUUGAAGCACUGAUCGUCAAACGUAAAGGAUCUCUCAAAAAGUUGGGGGUGUUUGGAUGUGAUGUCACACCAAAGGGGCUCAAGAAACUCAUGGAACUGUUUUCAGUCACAGAAACUUUUGUCGGAAUUCAACUGGGGUGCAAUCAUCUCGGAGACGAGGGUGCUGAACUAGUGGGAGAGGCUUUGAAAAGGAACAGCUCCAAUUCAGUCAAGCAAGUUCUAAUGCAGGCUACAAAGGUGACUGACGAAGGAAAGAAGAAGCUCCAAGAGAUCUGUGACUCCAUCAACUCUGGGAGAGACACAGAGAACAAGUUAGACCUCAACUACAAGCAUCACUCUCAAGUGGUGCAGAAAAGAAACUCCACCAAUUAUCUGUGAUAGUUAUGUGUAUAUGUACCACGUGUAACCUUUUCUCCUGUGAACAUGUGUGAAAGACCACCCCCAUUCUCAAUAGUAUAUUUUUGUCCCAUUAUUUUACAACUCAAUCAGGUGCAUAUAUUAUAAUUUAUAUUCUACUGUACUGACAAGUACAAGUGCAGCUCUA
Molecule: messenger RNA, 4890 nt
Organism: Halichondria panicea
Lineage: Eukaryota; Metazoa; Porifera; Demospongiae; Suberitida; Halichondriidae
Product: NACHT, LRR and PYD domains-containing protein 5-like
Exons: 13
Coding region: 87-4724 (1545 amino acids)
Biological process (GO): regulation of apoptotic process
Cellular component (GO): cytoplasm
Molecular function (GO): protein binding
Source: RefSeq, a predicted model, not a curated record